Molecule: messenger RNA, 1535 nt
Organism: Aspergillus glaucus CBS 516.65
Lineage: Eukaryota; Fungi; Ascomycota; Eurotiomycetes; Eurotiales; Aspergillaceae
Product: phosphatidylserine decarboxylase family protein
Exons: 2
Coding region: 39-1397 (452 amino acids)
Biological process (GO): phosphatidylethanolamine biosynthetic process
Cellular component (GO): mitochondrion
Molecular function (GO): phosphatidylserine decarboxylase activity
Source: RefSeq, a predicted model, not a curated record
UGAGAAUCGCAUUCACUACGGUUUCUUUGUCUGUCAUUAUGCGUCUUUACGCUUUCUUAGUCACAUUAUUCUUACAAUUGGCCGUGCUCGGUCAUGCCUUCCAAGAUACAUACAACCGACCCGGACGAUGGUCAGCAACAGAUCACAAAAACCACCGAGCAUGGCUAUCCAACAUAGCCCGACGAGUCGACGAAUCCCCCGAAGAACUCCACCCCGUCAUCAAAGAAUUCGAAGACCGCAUCGACACCACCCCCCGCCUCGCCAUGCUCUUCCAAUCCAUGUUCAACGAAGUCCCUUUCCACUACACCAAGCAAGAUAAUGGUGCUCCCCAGCUCCGCAACUACAAGCACAUGCUGCGCGUGCUGAACCACCUCAUCCGCACCGCACCAUCCUACAGCGAGCGAAAGAACCGCAUGAGUUUCGUCGGACUCCCCAUCAACGCCGUCCUCGACUGGCCAAUGGGUACACCUAGUGGAUUCGCAGCAUUCAUUGACCCCGAAGUCAACGAGAUGAUCCAGAAGAUCCUCAACGAUUGGGGUGCGUUCCUGCAGUCCUCCGACUCCGCCUACGUCCUGGGAACCGAACAACUCGAAUGGUUCGGUCCCACAGCCCUCCAAGACCUCACGAGAGUCGCCAAUAUCGGGAAAACAAACUACACCUUCGAUGAGAUGUUCAUCUCCGACCCCUCCGACAAGACCCACGGCUACACCUCCUGGGACAACUUCUUCACCCGCCUCUUCCACGACGGCAUCCGUCCCGUCUCCGCGCCAGACAAUGACAGCGUCAUCAUCAACGCCUGCGAGUCCAAGCCCUACAACGUCCAGCACAACGUGAAAGGCCAUGACGCCUUCUGGGUCAAAGAACAACCCUAUUCCGUCAUCGACAUGCUGGGCCGCGACUCCAUGGCUGACCGUUUCGUUGGGGGGACAAUCUACCAAGCUUUCCUGAGCGCUCUGAGCUACCACCGCUGGCACGCGCCUAUCUCCGGGAAGAUCGUCAGGUCCUACAUCAUCAACGGCACAUACUACUCCGAGCCCUUGUUCACAGGCACAAUGAACCCGCGCGACAACCACACCUACAUCGACGACGUGGGUAUCGUCACCGCAGAGACCUACCUUACGUCCAUGGCCACCCGCGCCGUCAUCUUCAUCGAAGCUGAUAACCCCACAAUCGGAACGGUUGCGUUCGUUGGUGUCGGAAUGGCGGAGGUCUCGACGUGCGAUAUCACUGUUAAGGAAGGGCAGCAUGUGAAAAAGGGAGAGCAGCUGGGGAUGUUCCACUACGGUGGCUCGACACAUUGCCUGCUCUUUGAGAAUGGGGUUAAUGUUACGGGCUUCCCGGAGAAGGGUGGGGAGUGGAAUGUUCCUGUGAGAGGGGAAUUGGCUGUUGUUCAAUAGUUUGGUUUCUGUUGUUUAUGAGUAUAUAUGCCAGAUAGAUAUCCAUGCAAUGUUAGACGUAUGAGUGUCGUCAAGCCUUGCCGGAGGCCCAGGCCAUAUACUGAUGCUGAAUCUAAAUAAGUAGCAAUACAAUCAGCC